AGCUGGUUCAAAUGUCCGAACAGCUGAAGAUAUGACCUCUAACGGUGAUGUUAAGAUAAUUCAGAGGAUAAAAGAAGAACCCCAGUCUAGCCGUGAUAUGAAGAAAAUUCAGAGAUGCGAAGAAGGACCACUGAGGAGGGAGAGACAAUGUAGAGCAAAUUACCUUAACGGACGCCAAACCACAGUUUCCCUUGGUGGUCCGUGUUUAUCGAGCUCCAAUGGUAUAGUAAAAGUUGGGACUGGAAGAGAAACAGCUCCUGAAGAUUCCAAAUCAAAGGGAUACAGGAGUCGCCAGUUCACCGCCAAAUACCUCUCCAAACAGCGAGAUCAGAAACACUCAGAUCAAUCCGAAUACCUACAGGAGGAAAACUUGAUGCAACCAAACAACAAUGAUCACAUUUCACACCACAUCGAAGAACAGCCUAAGCGUAGUAUUAAUGCUAGAAACAGAUAUUUUACAGCAAAGUAUUUGACAACGCGUCAAGACAAAGGUGACCUUAACGUUGGUACAACAAACCAGAAUGCUCUAAGAUCGACGGAGGAUCCGUCAAGCAGUGAAACUUCCGGAAGACCAACUGGUGAUUACCACAAGGCGCAUUUCUCCCGCCGUGAAACUUCCGGAAGACCAACUAGUAACAGCAACGGGGCGGAUCCCUCCAGCCGUGAAACUUCCGGUAGACCAACUGGUGACAACCACAGGAAGAGAAUCCGUGUAAAUGGCUGUAGAACUUUUGGCUCAUAAGGGCUAUUUUAUAUAUGAAUCCACAGCCUUCGAAAGAGAAACAAGAUGUUAACUGAAACAUUCGAGAUGUAAAUGAUAAAGCUAUAUAAACAUUUAGUAUCCCUAUCAGAAGUUAGAUACAUGGAUAAUAAUGAUAAUAUAAUAUUGCUUGUAUAAUAAUUAUCGAAUCAACCGGUUUUAAUGUCAUAACAUGUGCUUUUGUAUUCUAACUAUAAUCACAGAUUUUGUAUAUAUCUAAAUCUGUGCUAUUUUCUUGGAUAUUUGGUGCUGACUGUUUAUUUGUAUAAUUUGGUGAAGUUCAGUACAAUUUUGACGUGUUAUCUAUAGCCUGUAUAGUUGGCGUAUACGUCAAUAGGAAGAUUAUUAUCACCGACGUAUGUUGUCCGGUAUGUUUGCUUGUAUUUAUGUCCAACAUGCAUUCGUUAUUUUAUUUACGUAUCCGCAUGGUGAUUGGAUCUUUAAUAACGCAUUGUUAUUGUAUAUAAAUGUAUGAUGUACAUAAAAUAUAUAUAAAAAAAUGUAUAUAUAUAUAUAUAAAUAUAUUUUGAAUUUU
This is a messenger RNA of Pecten maximus, 1295 nucleotides long. RefSeq lists its product as uncharacterized. Lineage: Eukaryota; Metazoa; Mollusca; Bivalvia; Pectinida; Pectinidae. The transcript has 5 exons. Bases 32 to 742 code for a protein of 236 amino acids. The record is from RefSeq and is a predicted model, not a curated record.